Molecule: messenger RNA, 2382 nt
Organism: Colletotrichum destructivum
Lineage: Eukaryota; Fungi; Ascomycota; Sordariomycetes; Glomerellales; Glomerellaceae
Product: Putative HAD hydrolase, subfamily IA, Pyridoxal phosphate phosphatase, HAD superfamily
Exons: 2
Coding region: 1376-2347 (323 amino acids)
Molecular function (GO): phosphatase activity
Source: RefSeq, a predicted model, not a curated record
UUUUGCUUUCGAUUCUUUUUGCUCGCUUGCUCACUCAGCGGACAAUGUCAUCGUCCCCUGCAGUACUACUGUGACCGGGGCUGGAAUACUCUGUUCGGCCGGCGACUUUGGACGGAUGUAUCAUGUCGCCUUCCGAUCCUCUGAUGGGGUGGACCGAGGGGCGCGUUGGGCCAAGUAUCGGACUCUCUAGCCAUUUAUCGGCCUUUGCUGGAGGGUGUCUCGAACAGACGGAAACGAUUUGGCCCGGCCACGUCGUUUCUGGUUGCCGACUCUAGAGCCGAAUGCUAACAGCAAGAUCUGUCAUUCCACCAGGGCCCGUUCCGUGUCCGGGAUCUUUUUUGGAGAGAUGUUUCUCCUGGCGAUCAGCAACAAGAGGCUCUGCGAAACCUUGAGACUCUGCUGGUGGGAGGCUCCGAGUGGUCCAGUCUGCCGCACAACCACCUCGGCGGCCCAUUCAUUGUCAGGGCGCUGCCAGCCGUCUUCCGGCGGGAGGGUGUGAGAGGGGAGCGUGGCGACGCAUCCUAUCAUCACCAGUCAGUCUGUCUACCUAUCUCAACAUGUGGCCGCUUAUUUGAAAGCACAGAGCCAUCCUGGUGAACCAGGUCCCGUCCCUUUUGCCACGCUAAAUCCCACCCAAUUGGGCAUGGUCUGGAAAAGCCAGAGGCGGACGAGUUCUGGGAACAAGCCCCUCAUCGUAUGUCGCCUUCAUUGGCGACUGGCAAUCUGCAGUGCGCCCGUUUGACGCCGUCCGAGUCGGCGUGCUUUCGGCCGCUUGCCAUUGUACUUUGGGUCAUCCCGGAAGCGGCUUUUACACCCCAACAAGAGUGUCGUGGGCGGGCUGACCUGUCUGGCUGGCCGGCCGGCCUUGGCUUGGCCAUGCUUUUUAUUUUUGUUUUUAUUUUCUCAACUCCUUGGUUGCCUUUCGUCUCUCUCAUGCGCGCAUGCAGGCUGGCGCGCUCUGACGUCUCUCCGUACCUAACGUACCCAUGCUCCGGAGGAGACGGGGGCAGGGGGGUGAGCAAAACCAUCUACUUCACUCUAUAGGGCGUCAUCGUGGAGGAGCCGGAUGACUGGCUUAGCCCUCUUUUUCUCUCUCCUUCUUCUCUGCCUUUCUUUCUUUUCUUUCGCCGCUACCGCUCCUGGGUCGAGAGUUUAGCGUCGUCUUGCGUGGGUGUGGGUAUUGACUUCUAUUAAAGCUGCACACUUUCCCGUUGAAACUCGCUCAUGACAACUCUGACCACCCAGCCAGCACUCCAACCUUAAUAGCCACGACGUAUUAUAAAGAGUUCCCACACAUUGUGCCUCACUUAGAUCACCUACACAACCAAACCGCACACAUACACACUCUCAGACUCUCUUCCACACACCGUCAAAAAUGCCUAUCCCCAUUACACCCGCCACGGUCAAGGCUGCUGCCGAGUCAGGCCUGUCUUCUGUUACCGAGAACAAAAAGCGCAAGAUCAUCUGCUUCUCAGACUUUGAUGGUACAAUCUUCAUGCAAGACACCGGUCACAUCCUUUUUGACAACCACGGCUGCGGAUCCAAGCAGCGCGAGAUCCUCGAUGAGCAGAUCAAGACGGGCGAGCGGUCCUUCCGUGAGGUCUCGGAGGAGAUGUGGGGCUCCCUUAACGUGCCCUUUGACGACGGCUUCGAGGUCAUGGAGAAGACGCUCGAGAUCGACCCGGCCUUCCAGGAGUUCCACAAGUUCUGCAUCGACAACGACAUCCCCUUCAACGUCAUCUCGGCCGGCCUGAAGCCCAUCCUCCGCCGCGUGCUUGACACCUUCCUCGGCGAGGACGCCUCGUCCCACAUCGACAUCGUCGCCAACGAGGCCGAGAUCACGGACGAUGGGUCCGCCUGGAAGCCCAUCUGGCGCCACGACAACGAGCUCGGCCACGACAAGGCCCUCUCCAUGGGCGAGGCCCGCGAGGAGGCCGAGAUGGCCUGUGAGGAUGGCACGAUCCCGCUCAUCGUCUUCAUCGGCGACGGCGUCUCGGACCUGCCCGCCGCCCGCCAGGCCGACGUGCUCUUCGCCCGCCGCGGCCUGCGCCUCGAGGAGUACUGCGUCGAGAACAGCAUCAAGUACAUCCCCUUUGACACCUUUGCCGACAUCCAGAACGAGAUCCGUCGUAUCCGCGACGAGGACGAGAAGAAGACUGGCGGCAAGGGUAUGCCGGCCGCCUUCAACCCGCGCGCCAACAUGUGGCGCCGCGUGUCGAGCAAGAGCGCCAUCCCGAGGAUGGUUGCCAUCACCCCGGCCGAGGAGAAGAUGUUCCUCUGGCCCGACGUCUUCAGCGUCGCCUCGCCCAGCAUCGAGAAGGCCAACGUCGCCCCCGUCUUUGCUUAAGUGUCGUCGUGCAUGGCUUUCGUUUCGUGUUUUCU